UAUAUAUAUUAAUUAAUAAAACGUAACCCUAAUGUUAUCAAAACUAAGUGUCAAUCUACCAAAUCUUACCCUCUGCUUCUCUACUCUCUCUCGCUCACUCUCUUCUCGACGGCGCGCACCUCCAUCGUUAGGGUUCCUCUUCAUCGCUCAUACCUCCAUCGUUAGGGUUCCUCACCACCGUGCUUCCAUCAUCAAACCACACCUUCCUUCUGCUCUGCUUCGUUUUCACCUCACCGUGCUUCAAUCAAUCAAACCACACCUUCCUUCUGCUGCUUCGUCUUCACCAUCGCUUCCAUCACUCAAGCUCGUGUGGGUUCUGCUUCUUCUUCACCGAGCCCGUCCGCUCCAGCGCGACUGCAUCCCACGGCGCGCCGCACCUUCCGCUGCCAUUAUCAAGCUUCAAACUGACAGUAUUGGGUUUGAUUCCUAUUGGGUUAAUGCAGUACGGGGACACUUCCCUUUGGAAGCAGAGGCAUAAUGACCAUGGGAUUGUCUUUCAUAUAAGGUAA
Molecule: messenger RNA, 509 nt
Organism: Lotus japonicus
Lineage: Eukaryota; Viridiplantae; Streptophyta; Magnoliopsida; Fabales; Fabaceae
Exons: 2
Coding region: 32-478 (148 amino acids)
Source: RefSeq, a predicted model, not a curated record